Molecule: messenger RNA, 138 nt
Organism: Dentiscutata heterogama
Lineage: Eukaryota; Fungi; Glomeromycota; Glomeromycetes; Diversisporales; Gigasporaceae
Source: the annotation of a GenBank genome assembly
UCAGGGUUUGCUUUGGACUGCUUUUAUUUUUUGAUUGCUCGUACAUAUUUGUAUUUUGAAAUUGAGUUUUUUAAACCAACUUUUGCUUUAAAAAAACCUGAUUUAAAUUCUUUAAACCAACUUUUAGUUCAGAAUUAG